Messenger RNA from Pimephales promelas (fathead minnow), 1593 nucleotides. RefSeq names its product putative nuclease HARBI1. Lineage: Eukaryota; Metazoa; Chordata; Actinopteri; Cypriniformes; Leuciscidae. The record is from RefSeq and is a predicted model, not a curated record.
ACAUGACCCGGAUGUUAAAACACAAACGACUCAAAGCGUGUUUUGAGUUCAUUCGUUGUUUUUGCGUUUGUUUGUUUGUUUACAAGUAUAAUGUAGAAUUUGUAAAUUACAUUGGCAGGCGGUCAGAUGCAUAUUAACAUGGUGCAACAGAGCUGUGCCAAGCAAUGCCUGUUUGUUAUUCCACUCAGUUAUACUGAAUUUGUCAUGGACUAAGUUAACUUAUCUGAAGAUUCGUGUAUGGUACAGUGCACAAAAAUAUAAAUAAUAUUCUUUCAGGUUAUUCUUUUUCUUCUGCUUCUCAUAAUGUCUUUAGCUGGAGCGCUGUGGUUUGCUGUUCAGGAUGACUUAUUCACACACAGCGUGUGUAACAACAACAACAAUACAACAUCAUCCAACAUCAGCAACACAAAACAAGACAAACAACCCAGCAUCAGUGAGCACAUCUCUGCUGCGCCCGAGACACACACUGUCCUGGACAAACUGGAUGAUCACUUUCUGUCUCAGUGUUUACAUCUCAAUCGGCAAUGUCUACUGUUCAUCGUCGAUUUCAUCCAGGCCCGGUUAAAGAAGGACGUGUUUGCGCCCGGCCACAGCUCGACCCCCGCAGAAGCCAACAUUCUGGCCGCGCUUGCUUACUUCGCACACGGGUCUUUGCCAAGGAAAAUCACAGAACGCCUGGGAAUAGAUCAGACAGCAGCGAGCGAGGCGGUGAACCGCAUAACCAAACUCUUAUCCGACCUGAGUCCUGAUUUCAUCACCUUCCCGAACAGUUAUAAUGACCGCAUGGGUGCCGCACAAGCCUUUAAGAACGUGAGCGGCAUCCCGCAUGUGGUGGGAGUGCUGGGGUCUCUGCACGUGAAGGUGAGCCCUCCGGCCGGGGAGGAGCACAUGUAUAUAAACACUAUGGGUUAUCAUUCAGUCAUGAUGCAGAUCGUAUUCGACGUGGACGGGAAUCUAUUGAGUCUGGAGCAGUGCUGUCCUGGAGGAACUCCUGAGCAGACUGUUUGGGAAAACUCGGACAUUGGCAGACAGUUCAGCAUUUUCCAACACGGUCAUACGUGGGUUGUUGGUAGCAGAAGUCUUUUAGGUUGUGGGCACGUGUUGACCCCUGUCGAGGCCUUUCGCAUCAAAAGCAACGCAGCCCUGCGAUUUAACCAAGCACACGCUCAGCUACAUGGCCGCGUCCAACAGGUCUUUGGCAGUUUGAAAAGCCGUUUCCAGUGCCUGCGUGACAUCGGCCCCAUUCAGUCACCCGAGUCAGUGGCAUGCACCAUCAAAGCCUGCUGCGUCCUGCACAACAUCUGCAAGAAGUUCUCUGUCCCGUUACCCUUGGAUUUUAACCUAGAGCCGCUUCAUCCACCAUCGGAGGUGCUGAACAUCUUGUCAGAGCAGCCGUUUGACUACAUGGAAGACACUAAAGAGGAGAUGAUAGAAAUGUUUUUUAAUAUUUCAGAAGAUGGAAACAAAUGAGAUGUGUCCGGAUGUGGGAAACGAACCAUAAUUAUCAUUAUAGAAGCCAGAGAUUGUUAGUUUAAACCAUGUAAUGAAUGCUAUAAAUGAAAUGAAUACAGAUAAACGCAUGCUAAAAUGCCA